GUCGGCCCAGCUUCCCAGGGCCAGUUACCAUCGCCAGUCGUUGUACCGCUUUCGAAGACCCCUCGGUAACCAAGGGAGAUCGGUCUGUCGUUCUUCAUCUACUGGUGCUCUGUCAACCUCCACCGGAAGGGGGUAGAGGAGGGGCGAACCAAACUGCCGGGCCCAAGACGCGUCCCCUACUCGCACCAAACUUGCCUUGGAACCCAUCCGUUGACGGUCUAUCUUUCCGGAAGACCUUUUCUCUGCCGCCGAUUCAGAAAAGCAUGCAGCUGUCAUUCGACGGGCGGUAUAUCGUCGAUGGACGUAUACUGAUAUAUCAUCCCAUGCAGACUGGCGGUCUCCAUUAAUUCCACAUUUCCCGUCUUCUGCUCCGUUUAGAUAGUCUUUGACCUCCCUUGACGGCUUGGGAGAAGGCGACACGCAUAGCUUACCAGUUUCAAGGUAUGUGUCACGCGCACUUUUGACGAAUACUUGUAUGCUUUGAGCCACUCGUCAUCAGUUGAAGCUCAUACGCCUCCCACGCAUAUGUGGGCAGAGUUCAUUUUAUGAAAAACCCUUUGGAUAUCAUGACGGGUAUUAUUCAAAAACUACGAAGAAAGCGGAAGCUCUCUUCGGAGCUAGACACCCGCUGGGGAGAUGUGGCUAUCACGUAUCCCAAUGCAGGCUCCUGGAGUCAAUAUGAGCAAUCGCCUGUUGGAACAUCCACUUCAAUACCCAUUAAAAUGUUGGACCACUGUCGACGACAUGGUUCUCUUGAUUCGCUCGAUCGCCAUGGUCACACAUCUACUCUACCUUUGGGAAACUUCAAAGAGCGGACAUCAUCCACGGAUUCAGCCAUGACCAUGCCGACGGGACACUAUGACGCAAAAGUACGAGGGCGAUCAAAGAAAAAAGCGCCCCCUCCUAGUCCUAUAGUAGGGCAUAAAUCCCAUCCUACAGUGAAGGAUGGAUUUGACGAAUCCUCUGUUGAUGAGGAAGAGGAUUCCAUAUCUGGCCUUUAUAGUCCAAAGACUCGAUAUCUACGAGACAGGUCUCGUACGAGAUCCCGUGAGGAAAGCGACGCCUACUCGCGCGCAUCCAAAUCACCACCGCUGUCGGUCACAUCAAGAAUGCGUCACUUCAGUUUGCAGAGCACUACGACCGAACCGACAGCAUCUAUACCAGCUACAUCAAGCUCGAGGCAUACCAGUUAUACGUCGUCUAUCCCUUCGGCGCCGUCUGAAGACCCUCGACUGGGACACCGACCAAGUCCUCGUGAUACCAAAUUGAUGCCUCGGCCGAAGCCUGCACCGGUUGCAGAACAGGAGUUAGUUCCAUCGUACGACGAUCUUUACGGAUAGUGAAUUUCCACUAUAUUGGAUUCGAGGUAAUGCUUUGAGCUUCCUGUGCAAGAACAGGCUCCUGCAAAUGACCGAUACGUUAAGCUACCAUGAGUCAUGACAAACACUGAUCAACCGAUUUGGAUCUUUCUUUGCUUUUUUCGUUUAUGUCUCGCCUCUCUGUUUCUUUUCCCUUUUCGGUGCCACCGGCGAGAAAGAACAAACUUGCAUAGUGGCGUUAUUAUCUAAUUCGUAUCUCACGUUGGAGGCCAUAUUUUUUAUUUUUUAUUUUUAUUUUUAUUUUUAUUUAUUUUUUUUUCAUUUUCUUUUUGUCAUUGUCUUUUCUUGCCCCAUAUCAAUCGGAUUUGACCAAGUACUACUAGUAGUAGUCUAUGAGCGAUUUGAUUUACCCUGUCUAUGACAGCCAAUGAUGGUGAAUUGCGCUUAACUGAUGUUUGGCGCGAAGGGCAUUUUAGCGGAGUGAUGACCACCGACAGUUAUUUCUCGGGCAUUAGAAUUUGUAUACAAUUAUUUUAUUAUGAUGA
Messenger RNA from Aspergillus caelatus, 1864 nucleotides. RefSeq lists its product as uncharacterized. The record is from RefSeq and is a predicted model, not a curated record. Lineage: Eukaryota; Fungi; Ascomycota; Eurotiomycetes; Eurotiales; Aspergillaceae. Bases 546 to 1340 code for a protein of 264 amino acids. The transcript has a single exon.